This is a messenger RNA of Vitrella brassicaformis, 2488 nucleotides long. NCBI's taxonomy places the organism in Eukaryota, Vitrellaceae. The record is from the annotation of a GenBank genome assembly.
CAAAUAGGUAGCUAGAAAACAGCAAGCAAUUAUACGUCUGUCUUUCCGCCGGCCAGUAUACUACCAUUUAUCCAUCACCCUGCACCUCUCUUGGUCGUCUCCAUCUCGCCUUCUUUCUCAUCUUCAGCAGCACCCUUACCCUGUUGCUGCACACCGUCCACAGUGCCCUCAGCAGGGAGGGCCACACCGUCCACGGCAGGCAGAGAGGGGAAGGGCACCACACGAUGGCGUGGCUUCCUCUCCUGCCCUCUCCCACCUGCACCAUCACCAGUAGCAGCAUCGGAUCCAGUGGCCUCUCUCUCCUUGUCUGCCCGCCGCCGCUUGUGUCCGCUGCUAUACAGCUCCUGCUGCUGGCCCUCUGACAUUCCUGAAAUGGGGCGCAUCGGCGUCUCGGGAAACAGACCGGUGCGCAUUGGGGUGGGCUGUGGCUCUGCCAUGGCUGCUGGGUGGUCGUCUGAGGGGAGGCUUUGUGUGCGUUUGGAUGGCGUAAGGAGGUCGGUGAAGAGGCCUCGGGGUGCCGCUGGUGGUGGGGCUGAUGGAACGGGGGGAGAUCCCUUGUCCUCCUUGUCAUUGAUAACCUGCACCACACACAGUGAGAGUGAGCUUCCAUGCUCAUUUAUGUGUCCCCGUCGGCCUGUGUUCUCACAUUCUCAAGUUGUUCGGGCGGUGCAAAUCGGACCUUGACCUUCUUCCGCUUCUUGUGCCGCUUGGACGAGUCCCCUCCACUCUGCGACCGCGAGCUGAGGUCCUCACCCGAGUCAGCACUGACCCUCACGCCCUCCCUAGACGCGUCGCGCGACAUGUCUGCCGGCGCCUCCGAGGCCACGUAGUCUACGUCCAUGGCUGUAUACAGCACACAGAAAGGACACAGACACGCAUCUGCGGGUGUGUGUGCCCAUUCGUCUCACUCACAUGUGCCGCUGUUCCUUCUGGACCCGGCUGCCGCUGCUGCUGCUGCUGAUGACGGCCUCCUACUGGAGUUCCUCUGCAGUAGCCCUAUGUGCGGCGUCGACCCCUGUGACGCCACCCGGCCCGUCGGCGAGACCGACGGCGUGCUCUGCUCCCCAUCUCCGCCAUUCGCAGACACACUCGAGUGCACACUGCUGACGUGACUCAGCCCGAAGGCAAACGGCAACCGGUCGACGGCAAAUGAGGCCGGCAGGUCCAUCUCGCGCGGCAGCUCAGGUGCUGAGACCAUGGCGGCGGGGUGAGAUGGCUCGUCUGUGGGCAACGAGGGGGGCGUGACCUCGUGGGGGGCCAGCACGCUGGGAGAUGAGUUGAGCAAGCUGGACGAAGGUUGGUGAGAGGAGAGAGGGGGGCUGUCGGGGUUCAUUGGCCCUACACCACCAUUGGCAGCAGUGGCAGCAGGGGGGAGACCCAUCGACGUGGUCAGGACGGGGCUGGCGCGGCGAUUCAACUCGGUGUUCAGCAGCAAAAGCGGGUCGGGCUCCUCUUCAUCGUCUUCAUCUGUUGCCUCACCACCACCACCCCGGCUUCGUGUGCUGCCACGUUGCAGGGCCUGCCGCAAGAGGUCGGCCGUGUUGACGAAGUCGCCUUUCAACAGGUAACGGCGAGAAGAGUUACCUGAGGCACCCCCACGCAGAGAGAGAAAGCGGCAGGAAGAUGAGAAGACGGUCUGACACUUGGAGGACGGUUUACGCUCACUGACCGAGUCUCAGGGCCAUUCCCUGCUGGUAGAGUGUUGGCGUGCGUGCCUCCAGACGCAAACUGUCCAGAAACGUGCCGUGCGCUGCAUGGAUGAGGGCAUCAAGGUCACGGCAUAUGAGCGACUGAUGGACAGGUGAGGAAGGCCUUACUUGAUCCGAGGUCCAUGACGAAGACAGACCCAUUGUAAUGAUGCAGAAUGGCUGCGUGGCACCGACUCGUGGCUGCAACGCACACACGCAAAUGGCUAUUGGUGUGCUUCGAUGCGAUGCGGGGGUGGCAUCUGCCCUGUGCGCUGUGGCUGCUGACAGUCGUGCUCAGUAAUGAUGUCAUUCUCGGUCCUGUUGCGGCCGAUGAGGUAACACCUGGACAGACAGCCAGCCAGCCAGACGGACAGUCAGUCAGCCAUGCGUCCACAUCUGCAUCUCCAUCUGCCUGUGCGUGAGUGUGUGUGACCUCUUUUGGUUGAUAGGGAUUGUUUCUGUGUUUUGAUUGGCCUUCCACACCUCUGAAACAAACCAACACACAAAAACACAAAACAGCGUGAAUGAAUUUCGGUUGUGUUCUUCACAGAAAGGCCUCCUUGCCCCUUGGUCCUCACCGAGCCAGACAUUGGUGGCAGGGGUUUCGCACCACCGGGGCACUCUCAGCGUAGAUCCAGCCUUGCCGCCCUUCUGCUGUUGAUCCUCAUCCAUCUCUGUCCCAUUGAUCUCACCAGGGGCUCUGCGGCUCUCAUUGAUAGCGGCUGAAAGGGCUGACGACGGCUGGCUGGGCUCAGAAUGCAUCGUUUGCAGUUCACUCAGUCAUUGUGCAGCGUCACCGC